AUGCCUACGGACAGCCUCCGCCCUCGCCCGGCCCGCGCGCCCCUACCCUCGCGCGCCAUCUCGACCUUCUCCGCCCGCUUCAACGCCGCCGCCGAAGCUGCCAGCCCUAAACUCUCCACCCCGACGACCGAUCCGGGCGAGGACGCCGCCGCCAAGGCUCCCGCUGCCGAGCCCAAGUCUUCGUGCGCGCCCGGCACCGUGCUCAACGGCCUGAAUUUCCUCAAGGGCAAGCAGGACCCCGUGGCCCUCGCGGACGAGCAAUACCCCGAGUGGCUGUGGAAGUGUCUCGAGUACCCUGAAAAGCUCCAGUCCGCCGAUGCUGGCGCGGCUGAUGAAUUUUCGAAAUCCAAGAAGCAGCGCCGAAUCGCCGCCAAGAAGCAGCGUGUGCUCGAGGCCAAGAUCCUCGCCUCCGGAGACGUCGAGGCGCUCGCUCCCAAGAUUCCCCUCCAACACCAGACCGUCAACCUGCCCGACGGAGGAGACGGCUCCGUCUCAGCCGUCUUGGAGACUGCCGCCCGCCGCGAACAGCUGAAGAAGGCCAUGAGGAUGGAGCGCAAGGCCCAGAUCAAGGAAGCCAACUACCUCAAGUCCAUGUAA
Parascedosporium putredinis is the source of this 597-nucleotide messenger RNA. Lineage: Eukaryota; Fungi; Ascomycota; Sordariomycetes; Microascales; Microascaceae. The record is from the annotation of a GenBank genome assembly.